AAAUGCAGUCUGCUGUGAAAUGGACUUUUGAGUCGCUUCAACACUUGAAGACAAGACAGAGGCAACAGCGAGGGAGUCUCCGGCAGCCAGCUUCACUGAGUCUAGACCAUUGGACUGCUCUCUACUGGCUGCAGCACGGUGACAUCUCCAGAAUAUGGAUUCUCAACAAAUACAGACAGUUUUUUUCCUUUGUGGACAAGCACAAUUAGAACUUUCUGCUUAACACGUUCUGCCUCAGUGUUCUCUACUGCCUCAGCUUUAUCCUUUUUCUCUCAUCUUUGCUUUGUGAGCAUCCUGGACCCUGUCUGUGAAGAUGGACAGCACAGAACCCGUGCAGCCCAGUCUCAACUCAUCCUAUCUUCCAGCUGCACUUGGCAACCACAUCAUAUCUGAUGAUGAUGAGGAGAGAGAGGACCUCAGUCCCUCUGCGUCCCUUCUGCCCAAAAAUUCCCCAGCUCCUCUGGCGGUGCGCUACAGUCCAGAAGACUCAUACUGUUUGGUGUACAUCAUCUUUUUUUUGAUGGGCAUCGGUUCCUUGCUCCCCUGGAACUUCUUCAUAACAGCCAAACACUACUGGCACUUCAAACUCAGCAACAACUCUGACCACAGCAGCGGUGAGGAGCAAAGUUCCGACCUCAGCAACUACUUUGAAAGUUAUCUGGCCAUCGCCUCCACGGUGCCCUCUGUGCUGUGUCUGAUACUCAACUAUGUCUUAGUUAACAGGUUGUCUGCGAACUUGCGAAUUCUGUCAUCUCUUUUUGUGAUCCUGCUGGUGUUUGUCCUGACCACGGUGCUGGUGAAGGUGGACGUGUCAGACUGCAGGAUGGGGUUCUUUGCUUCUACACUAGCCAGUGUGGCUGUCGUCAGUGGAGCCUCCAACAUCUUCUCUGGGAGUAUGUUUGGGAUCAGUGGACAUUUUCCCAUGAGGAUCUCUCAGGCUCUCAUAUCAGGUCAAGCAAUGGGAGGUACGCUGAGUGCAGUCGCGUCAAUAGUGGACCUCGCUGCAGCUAACAAUGUGACAGACAGUGCUCUGGCCUAUUUCCUGACAGCUGACAUCUUCAUUCUGCUCUGCAUCAUCUCAUAUUUACUGUUACCAAAGCUGGCAUAUUCAAGACACUACAUGCUGGGCGCAACGCACACCAGCCCAGGGGUGAUGAGUGAGGGUGGAGAUGCUGCCAGCGCAGUCCCGCCUCUGCAGCCUAUCCUUCAGAAGACAUGGGUGCUCGGACUGAGUGUCUUCUAUGUCUUUUUUAUCUCCAUCAUGGUGUUCCCAGCAGUUUCCUCAGGGAUCCAGUCUGUCCACAAAGACAGUGGCAAUCCCUGGACAACCACUUACUUUGUGCCCCUAACCAGUUUCUUCCUGUACAACGCAGCAGACCUUUGUGGCAGGCUAGCCACAGCCUGGCUGCAGGUCCCUGGUCCCACCAGUCGAGUGCUGCCUGCACUGGUGCUGUGUCGCUCCGUCAUAGUGCCACUUCUCGUGUUCUGUAACUACCAGCCAAGGGAACACCUCCAAACAGUGCUGUUCGCCGAUGAUGUCUACCCUGUGGUGUUUAACUGCCUGCUCGGUCUCUCUAAUGGCUACCUCGGCACACUGCCAAUGAUCUAUGGCCCAAAGGUGGUACCACGGGAGCUGGCAGAGGCCACAGGAGUGGUGAUGUCUUUCUUUCUCACUCUGGGACUCGCUGCUGGAUCUGCAUUCUCUGUACUUCUCGUACACUCUAUCUGAUCAGGAUUUUAACAAUAACCAAGUCAUGUAUAUUGGUAUACUUCAGCAAGACACUAAAGUCAGUGUACCCCGUGCUGAUGGGUACCAGAACUUGAAAACACUGUGAUUGCUAUGAGGGAAAGUGCCAAAGAAGCUUCUCAUUUUUACUUGACGAACAUGCCUUAACUCUUUAAUACCUCACAUUAAUAUGUUGUAUUUGCAUUGAUGUGAUGAAGCUACAGUUGCAAUCAGUGCAGUCCACGAGGUACUCUUGUUUAAACAAAAGCUUUAUUUUAAUUCCGAUUUAUGUAGAAACAAAUAUAGUGUUUUAGUAAUGUCUUUUAAUUUGGCCAAGAAGUUUAGUCAGAACAGUUUUGGUGCUCAUUGGUAUUAAUUCUUUAAGUCUGUAGAACUCUACUGAAGGGAUGGAGCAUCAUUCUCUCAAAGUUGUUUUAAUUAUGGUGCUGUCUGACACCUCGGUCCAAAAUCCCUCAUAGGUUCUACACUGGGCUGAGAUCUGGUGACUGUGAAGGCCAUAGCAUCUUAACAUCUUCAUCAAACCAGUCAGUGACCCCUCAUGCACUAUGGAAAAGAGGAACUGUCAUCUGAGAGACCAUUCUUAUCUGGAUAGAAGUGUUUUAUAAGAUAAAUGUGACCAUUCAAGGCCAUUUUAUAUAGAUUAACAGUGACUCUAAAGUAGACCCAAACCAUGCCCAAAAAUGCCCUCCACAGCAUAGCAGAGCCACUGGAUAUUUUACUGUUUGUAAAAGUGUGAUUCAUCUACAGUUUACUUAAGUGUGUAUGGAUGCAUUUCCAUAGGUAUAUGUUACAUAUAGCACAUGUGCUCUCUAGUCAUUAAACCAUCAAAGUACAGCAACAAGUAGCCUGUAGACAAAACUCAAAAUACAUUUUAUUGUUUUAUUACGAGUUGGUGUAGUUGUCAUUGGGCUAAAUGUGGACAAAAAUUUAAAUGUUUUUAAAAGAAAUACAGCAUAUGUGGUCUGAUUAUUACGAGUUAUUUGUGAUAUUGUGUUAUGGGACUUUAUGUGUUAACACUCUGAUCUCCAGCAUCUCUUCUUCUUCUGAACUAUAUAAAGGUUUGGGCUCGGUAAUAUAUUUCUUCUUCAAGCAUUUUUUGGUAGAACAACUUGUGUGCUCAGGGUUGUUGUCGUGUUAUAUCACUGACAGAUGUCCUUAUUCUUCAGAAUUUGUUGGUAGAAUUUAUAAUUCAUUGUUCCAUCAAUGGUGGCAAGCUGUGCUGGCCAGGAUGCAGUAAAUUGGGCCCAAACCAUAAUACUACCACCACUGUUUCACAGAUGGGAUAAAGCUCUUCCAUUGGAAUUUUGCAUUUUCCUUUCUCGAAACAUAAUGCUCCUAAUUUAAACCAAAAUUUUUGGUGUCAUCUGUCCAAAAACAUGUUCUAAUACCUUU
Messenger RNA from Stegastes partitus (bicolor damselfish), 3139 nucleotides. RefSeq names its product solute carrier family 29 member 3 (gene slc29a3). The transcript is spliced from 7 exons. The coding region runs from base 314 to 1729 and encodes 471 amino acids. Gene Ontology annotation, molecular function: nucleoside transmembrane transporter activity. Gene Ontology annotation, cellular component: Golgi apparatus; plasma membrane. Gene Ontology annotation, biological process: nucleoside transmembrane transport. The record is from RefSeq and is a predicted model, not a curated record. NCBI's taxonomy places the organism in Eukaryota, Metazoa, Chordata, Actinopteri, Pomacentridae.